This is a messenger RNA of Saprolegnia parasitica CBS 223.65, 5432 nucleotides long. RefSeq lists its product as hypothetical. Bases 1 to 4566 code for a protein of 1521 amino acids. The transcript has 4 exons. Gene Ontology annotation, cellular component: cytoplasm; nucleus. The record is from RefSeq and is a predicted model, not a curated record. Gene Ontology annotation, biological process: proteasome assembly. NCBI's taxonomy places the organism in Eukaryota, Oomycota, Saprolegniomycetes, Saprolegniales, Saprolegniaceae. Gene Ontology annotation, molecular function: molecular adaptor activity.
AUGGACGACGGGCAGCACGACGAGGCCGCGCGGGUCGCAGAGCUCGACCGCGUCCUCCUGCGCCUAGGCCUGACCGACGACGACAAGCUCUGCGACGUCUUGCGCCUGCUCCUACCCCAGCUCUUCCAGCGCCUCAUCGAGACGGGCGCGGCCUCGGUCACGGCCAAGAUCCUCGACAUCUUUGCGCAUCUUAUCAAGCGUCUCAAGACGUUUCCAUCCAUGCGCGUCGUGCUGCCGCUCGCGUCGUUGCUGGCCUACCUCGACCCGACCGAGCACCUCGUGCAGACGAACGCUGCGUAUGCCCGCAACUUUACCGUGCUCUUCCUCGAACUCGGAUUUCCUGCGCAGCCCGAGGACGAGAAGACGGCGAUCCUCUCGGCACUCGUAAGUGGCCUCGCGGCCAAGAGCGCGUCGGUGCAAGAUACCUUUUUUCGCCUCCUCCUGCAUUCGUUCCGCUUCCAGACGUCGACGCCGAUCCGCGUCCCUGCGUCAACUGACGACGUACUGGUCCUCCUCGACUACCUUCUCGACGUGCUCUUGUGUCCCGUCAUUUCGACAGCGCGCAGCGAGCGCCUCCAGCGCACCAAGUUGCUCUCGCUGGAGAAAGCGUCGCGCACGGACAUUCAGCUCCAGGUCGUCCAGUUCCUCAAAGGGGUCAUCGCCGGUAGCGACGGCGUAAACGUCGCGCUGUGGUAUUUGCACUUUGCCGUCGGUGCGACCGCCGAGUUCCACACCAUCAGCACGUACUGCAGAGAGGAGCUCGACCGCCUCCACAAGUACCAGCUCGACGUGCUCGACAACGCAGCAGCCAUGUCGCUCUUUGCCCGGAGCCUCCUCGGCCAGUCUGCGCCGUCCGAGCUUGGAGGUAUCCUAUUAAACGACCGGCCGCCGCUCCCCGAGGCUGUUGCCCUCCAUAUUUUGCCACUGCUGGGUCUCUCCAAGGCCGCGGCCAACAUCUUUCCCAUGAACCUCCAGCUCAUAUGCACCCUACUCUUUGGCAACGUGACGGCCAAAGCGCUCACACAACCGAUCCGGAAGGCUGGCAUCGACUUUUGUGUCUGGACGCUGAGCCACUCGGACGAGGCGAUGGUCGUCGCCGCGCUCGGACCCGUGCUAUACACGCCGCUCAUGAAGCUUCAGCAAGACCAAGACUGCAGCCCUUCGGUGCGCCACGGCGUGUACUCGAGUCUUUCCAUUCUCGCGACGCGCUGUCCGGCGGUGAUUGCAGCGUCGGCCGAGCCGUUCCAGCACCUGAUGUACCGAGCCAUGCGCGAAGAAGACGAGUCGCGCUCCGGCAGCGUGUGCCUCGAGGCGCUGAAAACGCUCUGCACCGCCUACACGAGUGGCUUGGUGCCAUCCGCCGUGCUGGCGACCAUCAAGCGCGAGAUCCACGAGCUCAGCGAUGCGACGUCGGUCAUGCAGCCCAAGUUUGACCGCGUUCGUGGUAUCCUCGCUUUUUGGGCGUCGCAACUACUCUUCUCCAAUGCAACAGAGUCACCUGGCGGUGACCUGCACCUGCGUCGGGUGCUGCUGCGGUUCGCAGGCGAUGCCAGCGACCAAGUGCGGGAAAUUUGCGCCGCUGCCAUGAUGAAGACACCGCUGCCGCCGUUCGCAAGCGUCGUUUCCGUGUGUUCGCCAGCGUCCAUGCUGACACCGACGUCGUCAGAAGUUGUGUUGCGCAGCACACUGCAGUUCUACUUGGCGUGUUUGGCGGCGAACGAUGUAGCCGGCCUCAUGCCAUCGGACGUCCAUGCACUUGUCGAGGCGUGCAUGGGCCUUAUCGGGGCCGGUGGCAGUCCGGCGUUCGUUGCGUCCGAGGCGCUGGUGCAGCUCGCGGACCUCCCCGCCGCGCGUCCCUUCCUCCAUGAGCAGCUUCGCACGCUUGUCGCUAUCUUGCUCUCGGUCGAAAACACGGAGAUUCGCGAGCACUUGGCAAUCACAAUCGGGUCUCUCGAUCUUCCCGAGAUUGAUGCCCACGGCCUUGCCAUGGAGCUGCAAGCGCACAUCGCGAGCGACCAUUGGCCCGAGCGUCACGGCGCCCUCUCUGGCGUAAGCAUGCUUGCUCGGUCGCUCCGGAAUUUGGACGAAGGCAUUGCAUCGCGCGUACUUGUGCUGCUCCAGCGCACGCUCGAGCCUCUCUUGCUCGGCCAUGCCAGUGUCCUGUCUGCCCACGAUGCCAAGCUGCAGUACGCUCAUGCAUUUGCCUGCACUCAAGUUCUUGGCGCGCUUGCCGCCGCUCACUCGGUGGCCAACCUUCCACUCACGCUCGCGGUACUUCUCGAUGUGCUCAAGCUGCCGUCCAAAGAUCCCGACAUGGCGGAGACGAUCGAUCGCCUCCACCUCCGCGCGCUCCAGUCGCUCGCCUGUCUCUUCUACCACAACGACGAGGCCGCGGCCCUCGUCGAUGACACGGCUUCGGCGCUCGUCACCGCGUACAGUGAUCGGAAAGACGUGUCGUUUCAGUAUGGCAUCGGGCAGCUCUUUGUGGCCAUGGGCCAUGGCCGUGACGCGCCGCUGUCGUCGCUCGUGUCCCAGGUAACAACGCUGCUAUCGUCGCCGAGCCCGCACUUGAAGGCCAGCGGCGCCCUGUACCUCUUUUGCAUCCUAUUGGCAGCGACAUCCGAUGGGCCGUGGCGCGAGUUGAUUCAGUGUCCAGGCACGGCCACGUCCAUCCAUGACCGCGCGAUCGACUUGCUCAACGAAGCCAACGCGUUCACACAAGAGUGCGCUGUGAAAUCGCUGACGCUCUUGUAUACGCUGGCGUCAGCUCCCGACGAGCUUAGCGACACGCUUUUCAAGCGUCUGAAAUGCUACCGCGCCUUUUUGAACGCACCGGCGGCUACAGCGCCGACGCCAACCGCCGACGACGUGACCUCGGCCGCAAAUGCAAUCGAGAAUGCCUGCUACCGCGAAGUGAGCACGGUCGCAGCUGAAGUCGGCGACCCCAGCGUCAUGUACACGCUCUUGUAUCUCUGCACGAGCGACCCGACGUGGGGUGGCCUCCGUGCACCCGUGGCGGUCGGUGUCUCGCGCUUCAUCGCAGCGCCGCUGCAGCUCGACGUGCUACAUACGGCGUUUUCCAAGAGUCAGAUUGAGCGCGCCCAGGUGACGUGGCAUGCGUCGGCGGUCGCGUCGCGUCUGGUGCCGCGCCUCUUUCUCCUGAAAGCCCACCCGAACCCAAAGAUCAGUGGCUGCAUGCUCCAGCUCUGGACGCUGCUCAAGUCGACCAAGCCGGACCUUGUCCACGAUUACUACGACGUCUUGAUGGCGCAUGUUCUCGGCCGUACGACCAGCAAGAACUUCAAGUACCGCGAAGCGUCCUGCGCUGCGCUUGUCGAGUUGCUUCAAGGACGGACGUCGGGCCAAGUCGCUGCGUAUUUGCGAGACCUCUGGAAGGCGACUGCCCGCGCCGUCGACGAUGUCAACGAGUCGGUUGUUAUUGCCAGUAUCAAGCUUGUCAAGUGCGUGGGCGAGCUCAGCGUGCGUGUGGCGACGGCCGAUGCGACGUGCGUGGACGCCGUUUUGCCCUUCCUUGUCGACGAAGGCAUUGUCUCGAGCAACAAACUGUGCCAAGGCCUUUGCAUGGGGUACCUUCUCCGGCUCGUGCAGCAGCUGCCGCCGCACCACCUGCAGGCGCAUCUCAGUACGCUCCCCAUCACGCUCCUCGCGUGCAUGAGCUCGCUCGAAAUGCCCGAGCUCCAAUAUGCGCAAUUUCACGUGCAAGACAAGCGCCAACUCGAGAAGCUCCGCGUCUCUUUGAGUCAGGCCGGGCCCGUGGGCGAGCUCCUGACGGCGUGCUUGACACAGCUCUCGCAAUUGGCGCGCAACCACAGCGCCAUCGUGUCGGGCAUCGUGGGCACCCUGUGCACGGGUGUUUGCACAACGCUGCGGUCGGGCGUCGGCCUCAACACGCGUGUCGGCGCCGCCAACUUUGUCGUCUCGCUUGUCUCGGACGUGCCGCACGAGAUGCGGUCCAGCGGCGGCGCCGAGAAACUUCUGAAAUCCAUUUUCACGCCGUACAUGGCCCACAUGGUGCUCACCGAGGCGCGCGACGGCAGCAACGAGAACGACGGACCCGAAGCCACGGCCCAAGAGGACGGCUUGCGCGACGGUCUUGUCGUCCGCGCGUAUGGCCGGGCGGCUGCAUAUGUCGCCAAGCUCGUGCCGACGCACUUCGUUGACGCGUACGUCUCGCAAGCGCUCCUCGCCGUCCCGACGUCAAUUGUGUUUGCGACCGACGCUGGCAGUACAACAACGACGGGCCUCGGUCGCUACGGCUGGGUCACGGCGACCGCGGCUGCCGAUCUUCUACGCCAACUGCCGCCAACACGCGAGCGCAGUGCCACGGAUACUGACGACGACUGGUGCCAGCGUGUGUUUCCCGUCGCAUUCGCGGGCCAAUUCGCCAACUCGACGGGUCUCGGCGCAGCGUGGGCGACCGUGCUCGAGUGCAUUCCGCCGACGCUGUCGUACUCGUCUCGGUACGUCACGACCGCGCUUGCGUACGCGACGACGCUAGUGGGGCACUUGCUUGGGAAGCGCGCAAGCAAGGCGCACUCGCACUAAAGACGCUCACCGAGCCCUCGUACGCACCGUACAUUGCAUCGUGGUCGCCGACGCUCUCUGCGCUGGAAGCAGCAAUCCCGGGAAAGCUCUGGCGCGGCAAGGGCGUCGUCCUCGAGGCGCUCGUCCAUGUGGCGAAACGCGAAAACGGCACCGACCGGCACGGCCUCUUGGAGCUGCUCUUGCACGAGUGCGACCGCGCCCGCCGCGGCCACGAUGUCUCGUACCUCGAGAGUGCGAUCGUCAGUGUCGCUACCGUCGCCCCCGACUCGCCGCCUUUCGCGGCCUUUGAACAGCUCCAGCGUUUCUUCUUUCUGCACGAGGGCGAGGGAGAUGCCGCGCCAAGCAGUGUGCCACCGCUCGUCACCAAGCGCAUGUUUGAAGCCCUCGGCGCAUGGUGGCCGUCGUCGCCGCCGCCAUUGCCCGACGCGCCGGUCGCAGCGCAAACCGGCGUGCUUUCGUGGCUCACGCGCGAGGUUCUCUCGACGCCUCGCUUCCACGUCUGGAGCAUCCGUGAAGCUGUCUUUCUCUGCCUCGGACGUGUGCUCCAGGGCGUGGACAAACGCGUGCUCGAGAACCGACAGGUCGUCGCCGAUCUUAUCGCCGUGUGUUUGGGCGACGACGGUAUGCGCGAUGCCAAGUACAUGGCCGUGCGCAAGGCUGCGACGACGUCGCUGCUGGCACUCGUUUGCCGCGAAGGGCCAUUGCCCGUGGCGUUUAUCGUCUACAAGGAAGACGUGCUAGCAGCCGCCACGAUCCUCGCCGAGGAGCCAGAGCCCACCGUGUGUGCGCUCGCAUCGCGUCUGCUCGAGGCGCUUCGCGUGAAAACAUAGAGCCGUGUAAUGUGCAUGGUCGAUUGUAUUUGGUCG